Molecule: messenger RNA, 1470 nt
Organism: Uncinocarpus reesii 1704
Lineage: Eukaryota; Fungi; Ascomycota; Eurotiomycetes; Onygenales; Onygenaceae
Exons: 3
Coding region: 1-1470 (489 amino acids)
Biological process (GO): proteolysis
Cellular component (GO): membrane
Molecular function (GO): serine-type endopeptidase activity
Source: RefSeq, a predicted model, not a curated record
AUGGCAGCCAACGAAUACUACAACUCAAAUAAUCAACACUCAUGGAACCAUGGGAAUGUCCCGAGCUCCCCUCAACCUUAUUCAGAUCCUUAUGGCCCCCAACACAGUCAGUUUCCUUUAAAUUCAGAUCAUGAUAUUUCAAGCGGUGGAGGGAAAUACAAUUCCAACGAUUACGCAGAUGAUAUCCCUCUGAAGCCGAAUGCGUCGCAACCGGGACGACCGGAAUGGAGCGAUGUAGAGACGCAUUAUGCCCCAGGUCAAUACCCACACUCCUCGCACUCGCCAGAAAUAUCUGCCGGUCCAUCUAAAAGAAAACGACGAAGCCGCUUCAAAAAGAUCCCCUGGGUUGUCUACAUCACCUCUGCCAUCCAAGUCGCUGUGUUUAUUGCAGAGCUUGUGAAAAUGGGCCAACUUACCGGAACACCCAUCAUGAUUCGACCACAGUUUAACCCCAUGAUCGGCCCUUCGCCAUAUGUCCAAAUCAAUAUGGGAGCUAGGUUUGUAGCAUGCAUGCGAAACGUGAAAGGUGUUCAAGAUGCUCCAGAGGUGAUGCCCUGGCCUUGUCCUGAUUCCCAAUCCGAUGAUAGGGCAGACCCAAAAAAUCAAUGCACCCUCUCUCAGCUCUGCGGAUUGGGUGGUGUACAGGACCCAAGAGCUGGCGGAUCAAUCGAUGACAAGCCUGAGCCCAACCAGUGGUUUCGAUUCAUCAUUCCAAUAUUUCUCCAUGCCGGCCUUAUCCACAUCGGUGUCAAUCUUUUGGCGCAAAUGAUUAUCGGAGCAGACAUGGAAAGAAACAUCGGUUGGUGGAGAUUCGCUAUUGUGUACUAUGCUAGCGGAAUUUUUGGUUUCGUGUUUGGCGGCAAUUUCGCGGCGCCUGGUAUUGCCUCGACUGGAGCGUCGGGUUCCCUCUUCGGGAUCCUGGCACUCUGCGUGCUCGAACUCUUAUACAAAUGGAAUACCAUCAGCCGACCGGUGACUUAUCUUCUGACAAUGAUCCUUGCCGUCGUUAUUUCCUUCGUUCUAGGCCUCCUGCCAGGCUUGGACAACUUUUCUCAUAUCGGCGGAUUCUUGAUGGGCUUGGUGCUUGGUGUCUGCUUGUUGCGUUCGCCCGAUACGCUACGUGAGCGGAUUGGCGUCUCUACCCCCUACCUUUCUGUGAAUGGUGCUCCUUCUCGAGACGCGAAACAGUUCAUCAGGCAGCCCAUCGGAUUCUUCAAAGGCCGUAAGCCCCUCUGGUGGGGAUGGUGGCUUUUACGUGUCGGCGCUUUAGUUGGCAUAUUGGUUGCCUUCAUCUUGCUCAUCAACAAUUUCUACAAAUAUCGAUCAGAGUGCUCAUGGUGUAAAUAUCUCUCUUGCCUGCCGAUUAAGAAUUGGUGUGAUGUAGGACUGAUCAAGACCACUCCGGAACAAAGCCCAAAUUCUCGCCGUGGUUUACUUGCCGCCACGUCAAUGGGCCAGGCAUGGCUUUAA